AUGACGAUGCGGAGUGCCUCGCGCGGCCCGAGUGAGGCCGCCAUGCCGCCCGACUCGGGGUCCCGGCGGCCCCAGGGCGAGGAGGCCGAGCCCCGCGAGGUGUGGGGCAAGAAGGUGGACUUCCUGCUGUCCGUCGUGGGCUUCGCCGUCGACCUGGCCAACGUGUGGCGCUUCCCCUACCUCUGCUACAAGAACGGCGGCGGAGCCUUCCUGGUGCCGUACGGCAUCAUGCUGGUGGUGGGCGGCAUCCCGCUCUUCUACAUGGAGCUGGCGCUGGGGCAGUUCAACCGCAAGGGCGCCAUCACGUGCUGGGGCCGCCUGGUGCCGCUCUUCAAAGGCAUAGGAUACGCCGUGGUGCUGAUCGCCUUCUACGUGGACUUCUACUACAACGUGAUCAUCGCGUGGGCGCUGCGGUACUUCUUCGCCUCCUUCACCAGCGACCUGCCCUGGACCACGUGCGGCAACCCCUGGAACACGCCCCUCUGCUGGAACGGCAUCAGUUCGCCGACCUCUACCACGGCAACAACCACAGCGGAGCGGCCCUCAACGUCACCGCCGUUCACGUCGCCGGCGUCUGAGUACUUCAACCGGGCCAUCUUGGAGCUGAACAAGAGCUCCGGCCUGCACGACCUGGGCGCAGUCAAGUGGGACAUCGCGCUGUGCCUGCUCGCCGUCUACUUCAUCUGCUACUUCAGCCUGUGGAAGGGCAUCUCCACCUCCGGCAAGGUCGUGUGGUUCACGGCGCUGUUCCCUUACGCCGUGCUGCUGAUCCUGCUGGUGCGAGGCGUGACCCUGCCCGGGUCGGCGGAGGGCAUCCGCUACUACCUCAGCCCCAACUUCGCCGCCAUCACCAAGGCGGAGGUGUGGGUGGACGCGGCGACCCAGGUGUUCUUCUCCCUGGGCCCAGGCUUCGGGGUGCUGCUCGCCUACGCCUCCUACAACAAGUACCACAACAACGUGUACAAGGACGCGCUGGUGACCAGCCUCAUCAACUCGUGCACCAGCUUCGUGGCGGGCUUCGUCAUCUUCUCCGUGCUGGGCUACAUGGCGCACGCGUCGGGCCGCCCCAUCGAGGAUGUGGCGACCGAGGGCCCCGGCCUGGUGUUCAUCGUGUACCCCGCCGCCAUCGCCACCAUGCCGGGCUCCAUCUUCUGGGCGCUCAUCUUCUUCAUGAUGCUGCUCACGCUCGGCCUGGACAGCUCGUUCGGCGGCUCCGAGGCCAUCAUCACAGCGCUGAGCGACGAGUUCCCCGUCAUCGGCCACAACCGGGAGCUGUUCGUGGCGGCGCUCUUCACGCUCUACUUCCUGGUGGGACUCGCCUCCUGCUCCCAGGGAGGCUUCUACUUCUUCCACCUGCUGGACCGCUACGCUGCCGGCUACUCCAUGUUGUUCGCGGUCUUCUUCGAGAGCAUCGCCGUGUCGUGGAUAUACGGCACCCAGAGGUUCUGUGACGAUAUACGAGAUAUGGUGGGCUUCUCUCCAGGAAUCUACUGGAGAGUCUGUUGGAAAUUUGUAGCACCAGCAUUUUUAAUGUUCAUCAUCGUGUACGGCCUGGUGGACUACAAGCCCUUGUCCUACGAGCAGUACGUGUACCCGCUGUGGGCCAACGUGCUGGGCUGGGUCAUCGCUGGCUCCAGUGUCUCCAUGAUCCCCUGCAUGGCCGUCUACCUGCUCGUCAUCACGCCGGGGCCCUUCCUUAAGAGACUGAAGCACCUGACGACGCCGUGGCGCGACCACCAGCCCACGGCGCUGAACGGCGUGCAGACGGAAGCCACGCAAGUGAAGCUGGCCCAGUCACCCACCGCCGAGAGCGUGUGA
Bacillus rossius redtenbacheri is the source of this 1818-nucleotide messenger RNA. Its product is annotated as sodium-dependent dopamine transporter-like. Gene Ontology annotation, cellular component: presynaptic membrane; neuron projection; neuronal cell body membrane. The record is from RefSeq and is a predicted model, not a curated record. Gene Ontology annotation, biological process: dopamine uptake involved in synaptic transmission; sodium ion transmembrane transport. NCBI's taxonomy places the organism in Eukaryota, Metazoa, Arthropoda, Insecta, Phasmatodea, Bacillidae. Gene Ontology annotation, molecular function: dopamine:sodium symporter activity.